GUGAACGUCUAAACUAUGUUAACACGCCGCAUGUUAUCGCCAUGGUCGGACUGCCAGCGCGAGGGAAAACUUACAUUUCGAAAAAACUUUCCCGGUACCUAAACUGGAUUGGUAUUAACACUAAAGUUUUCAACCUUGGAGAAUACCGGCGUCAUGCCACCACUGCGUAUAAGUGCCACGAGUUCUUCCGUCCCGACAACGUUGAAGCGAUGGCAAUUCGAACGCAAUGCGCCAUCGACGCGCUGGACGAUGUCUGCACGUGGCUGGACAACGGCGGCGAAGUCGCUGUGUUUGAUGCCACGAACUCGACCAUUGAGCGUCGACAAUUGAUAUUGGAAAUCGUUGUGAAAAAACGAGGGUUCAAGUUAUUUUUCGUCGAAUCUGUGUGUGAUGACCCAAAAAUAAUCGAACAGAAUAUAAUGGAAGUGAAGAUUAACAGCCCGGACUACCAGAGCAUGGGUGCUGACGUGGCACUCAGGGACUUUUUACAGCGGAUAGAGCAUUAUCAGGAACGGUAUGAACCCCUGGACGAGGUAACUGAGUCUGAGUUGAGCUUCAUGAAGAUAUUCAAUACUGGAGAAAAAGUGUUGGUGCGCAAGCACGAAGGUCACAUACAGGCGCGCAUCGUUUACUAUCUGAUGAACAUUCAUAUCAUUCCGAGAACCAUUUAUCUUACCAGACACGGCGAGAGCGAAUGGAACAAGGAAGGAAAAAUUGGUGGAGAUUCCCAACUCUCACCCAACGGUGUCAAGUAUGCCAUCGCAUUGGCCAACUAUAUAAACGAACAGAAUAUCAAAAACCUUCGGGUGUGGACGUCAUGGCACUACAGGACCAUUCAGACUGCGAGCGGUGUUCAAGCUCCACAGGAACGAUGGAAAUCGUUGAACGAAAUUGACGCCGGUGUGUGUGACGGUAAAACGUACGCGAUGAUCAAACGCGAGUAUCCUGAGCAGUUUGCAGCCCGUGACAAGGACAAGUUUGCGUACCGAUAUCCGAGAGGUGAAUCGUACGAAGACCUGGUUGCUCGACUGGAACCAGUGAUUAUGGAGCUGGAGAGACAGGGAAACGUUUUGGUGGUCAGCCAUCAGGCAGUGUUCCGGUGUCUGCUGGCAUAUUUCUUGGACAAAAAUUCAGAAGAGUUACCGUACUUAGAAGUUCCCUUGCACUCGUUGAUAAAACUCACACCUGUGGCGUACGGUUGUAAAAUGGAGCAAAUCAACUUUCCCAUCGAGGCUGUUAAUACACAUCGUCCCAAGCCUCAGGAUGUGCCUACGGUCAUCGAUAACACGGGCACCAGAUCUACUAAUACGGAACCGGGAUUUCUGGAGGACCGAUUCAGGGAUGAUGUGAAAGACGACAUCGGAGCUGGUGACAGUACGAAUGGGAAAAAGACAAACAACGGAGAUGCCACACUGCCCACUUAACUUACAAUUCACCACCAUACGACCACGACCACGACUAUAAUAUUACCAUACUAUUACUAUACCGGGGAUACCGCACCACCCUCUCCGUAUGUGCGUACGCCGCUAGAAACGACUGCGUUUCUGCAGUGGAGGUCGUGAUGAAGAAGGCAUCGCCCACGCACUAAAAAUAAAAAAUAAAUUACCCAUUAUUAUUAUUUAUUGUUUCCGUAUUGGGGAAGGGAAAGAAUGGUGAAUUUCGAUUUUUUUUUAUAUUUAAUUUAAUAUUUAAGAAAUAUAUAUAUUUGUGUGUGCGUGUGCGUGUGUGUGUGUGUGUGUGUGUGUAUGUGUGUAAUGGAUGAUAUCAAGUGUAAUAUAAGUUAUAACACGCGACAGCGACAAACUAUCCGAAUUCGACUAAUAUACCCGUGUAUAUAUUUUAUUUUAUUAAUAUAAUAUGUAUAUACAUGUACAUUGUAUAUACAUAUACAAUUUUUUUUCAAUUUUAAAACGCUAUUUAAUGUUUAGAUGAUAUUGUGAAUACAGUUUUACUUUAUUACAGUCAGAUUUACAUUAUAUAAUAAUAUAAGUAAGUAACAUAUAUGUCGUAAUAACCACACAUUAUACCUACCAUUAAAAUAUUUAUCGGUAUUUACCUUACUAAGUUUACUUAAUUGUUUGUUUUUUUUUUCGUAAACUUUUUACUUUUAGUAUUUUUUCUAAUUUCAUAGUUACGAAACAUAAUUUACUAUUAUGAUAAGAAAAUUGUUUGUUAUAUCGUAUAAGCUUAUCUUAUAAAUGGAGAAAAUUACAAAAUUUUUUCAAAAUCAUUCUUCAAAUAAAUAUAAUAUACCGUCUAUAGCAAAUAUAUUAUUGCUUUAAUCCAAAUUUAUUGUGAUAUUUACGGAAAGUAACUGCAUUUUUCAUCUUUUGUUUUUGUAUACCCAUAUGUUCUGCAGACUAAAAAAUGUUUAUUUUAUGAUUUAAAUCUAUUUGACGUUGUAAUAAAUUACGUUGUAAUGCCUAUGAUAAUUUUA
Molecule: messenger RNA, 2437 nt
Organism: Acyrthosiphon pisum (pea aphid)
Lineage: Eukaryota; Metazoa; Arthropoda; Insecta; Hemiptera; Aphididae
Gene: Pfrx
Product: 6-phosphofructo-2-kinase/fructose-2,6-biphosphatase
Biological process (GO): fructose 2,6-bisphosphate metabolic process; fructose metabolic process
Cellular component (GO): cytosol
Molecular function (GO): 6-phosphofructo-2-kinase activity; ATP binding; fructose-2,6-bisphosphate 2-phosphatase activity
Source: RefSeq, a predicted model, not a curated record